GUGGCCGUGCCGCGGCCAGAAAUGGCGGAGGGCUUGCUUGCUGACCCGGGGCUGGCUGUUGUUGUGACGGGGCACGUGGCUGUGGCGCGGCCGGAAAUGGCGGAUGGCUUGCGUGAUGGCCGGGGGGUGCUUGCUGCUGCGGCUGGGCAAGUGGCUGCGGUGCGGCCGGAAACGGCCGAGGGCUUCCCUGCUGGUCGGGGGGCGCUUGCUGCUGCGGCGGGGCAAGCGGUUGUGGCGCGGCCGGAAAUGGCGGAGGGA
Molecule: messenger RNA, 258 nt
Organism: Effrenium voratum
Lineage: Eukaryota; Dinophyceae; Suessiales; Symbiodiniaceae
Source: the annotation of a GenBank genome assembly